AUGCAGGCUCCCGGUAGAUGGCAGCUCCGCCGGGCGCGGAGGCAGCGCGCAGGCAGCGCGGGUGGAUGGAGUAGGGCGGGCCGGGGCGCGGCGCCGCGCCCUCCCACGCGUGUCACCGCUCCCACGGCGGGCGAAGAGGCUGCGUCGCCGCCUCAGGUUUAUGUCGCCAUGCAGCACUAUGGAGUGAACGGUUACUCCCUCCACGCCAUGAAUUCACUGAGUGCCAUGUACAACCUCCACCAGCAGGCAGCUCAGCAAGCCCAGCAUGCCCCUGACUACAGGCCCUCGGUGCAUGCCCUCACCCUGGCAGAGAGACUGGCUGACAUCAUUUUGGAGGCACGUUAUGGAUCCCAGCACCGCAAACAAAGGCGAAGUCGCACGGCCUUCACUGCCCAACAGCUGGAAGCACUGGAGAAGACCUUUCAGAAGACUCACUACCCAGAUGUGGUGAUGAGAGAGCGGCUGGCUAUGUGCACAAACCUACCUGAAGCCAGAGUCCAGGUUUGGUUCAAGAACCGGAGAGCCAAAUUCCGUAAGAAGCAGCGUAGCCUGCAGAAGGAGCAGCUGCAGAAGCAGAAGGACUGUGAAGGGAGCCACAGUGAGGGAAAGACGGAGCCACCCAUACUGGAGACCCAGGCCACCACCCCGGAUACUGAGAAGGUCCAAAGCCUGCCGAGUGAGGUAGGCACAGACCUCAACCUAACCCUGUCGGAGCAGUCAGCCAGCGAGUCAGCACCUGAGGACCAGACCGACAGAGAGGAGGAGUUUAAGAGCACCUUGGAUGAGGCUAAAGUGGACAAGAGCCCUGGUGUGGAAAGCAAGGCUCUGAACUGCAAGAGAGCGAGCCCAAAAGCAGAGUCCCCUAUCAGCGCGACUGUGACACCUUCAUCCAGCAGUGGCCUGGCUCAGACUCACUCCUACUCCUCCUCACCCCUGAGCCUCUUCCGUCUACAGGAGCAAUUCCGUCAGCACAUGGCAGCCACCAACAACUUGGUCCAUUACUCCUCCUUCGAAAUGGGGACACCGUCUGCCAUGCCCUACUUGGGCAUGAACGUCAACAUGGCACCGCUGAGCUCCCUGCACUGUCAGUCGUACUACCAGUCGCUCUCCCAUGCUCAGCAGGUCUGGUCCUCACCCAUCCUGCAGGCCUCCAGCUCCCUUCCAAGCCUGAACAGUAAAACGACGAGUAUUGAGAACCUAAGGCUCCGGGCGAAGCAGCAUGCGGCAUCCCUUGGGCUUGACACCCUACCCAACUGA
Phalacrocorax carbo (great cormorant) is the source of this 1257-nucleotide messenger RNA. The record is from RefSeq and is a predicted model, not a curated record. NCBI's taxonomy places the organism in Eukaryota, Metazoa, Chordata, Aves, Suliformes, Phalacrocoracidae.